CAAUUUCGAAUCGCACACUCGCAGCGCACGACUUUGCACUUCCUCUCUCGAACAACCAGGCGAAAAUACCAGUAUAUCGUUCACCAAACCCAACAAAUCUCGCCCAUCAUGAAGCUUCACUACAUCGGCAUCAUCCGCAACGACUCUCAGCCUGCACACGAGAUCGUUGCUGAGAAGGAGCUGAGCGCAUACUCGCGCUUCACACGCAACAACUAUGGCGAGUUCAUGACCCUUUUCGCAAAGACCGUUGCCGAGCGCACUCGACCUGCCCAACGACAAGACGUUGAAGAACAAGACUACACUUUCCACGCCUACGGCCGCACCGAGGGCGUCUGCGGCAUCAUCAUCUCCGACCACCAAUACCCCGCCCUAGUUGCCCACCAGCUCCUCAGCAAAGUCGUCGACGAGUUCCUCACCAAGCACCCGCGCUCCUCGUGGGCAAACGGCGAUGUCGUCCUGCCCUUCCCCGAGCUGAGGGACUACCUCGCCAAGUACCAGGACCCCCAGCAGGCCGACAGCAUCAUGAAGAUCCAGAAGGAGCUCGACGAGACCAAGAUUGUCCUGCACAAGACCAUCGAGAGCGUAUUGCAGCGAGGAGAGAAGAUUGACGAUUUGGUGGCAAAGAGCGAUGGCCUGAGCGCUCAGAGCAAAAUGUUUUAUCAGCAAGCAAAGAAGCAGAAUUCCUGCUGCGUGUUGAUGUAAUUAGGUUGUUUCAUUUGGCGUUGCAUGCGGUCAUGUUUCAGCAACAAAUGGGGUGUUUGCUUUUGAAAGAUUGGUUAUUAUGAAGACACAACUCGCACACAUACCUAUAUCUAAUACGUAUCAAACACACACACUAUGGGAAAGACGAGGGUGUUCACUGCGAUUUUGCACACAAAUUUAUAAAAAUACCAAAUGAUAUUCUGUUAAAGUUUUC
This is a messenger RNA of Trichoderma virens Gv29-8, 916 nucleotides long. RefSeq lists its product as uncharacterized. The transcript has 5 exons. Gene Ontology annotation, biological process: endoplasmic reticulum to Golgi vesicle-mediated transport. Gene Ontology annotation, molecular function: SNAP receptor activity. Gene Ontology annotation, cellular component: Golgi apparatus; membrane. Lineage: Eukaryota; Fungi; Ascomycota; Sordariomycetes; Hypocreales; Hypocreaceae. Bases 109 to 702 code for a protein of 197 amino acids. The record is from RefSeq and is a predicted model, not a curated record.